Angiostrongylus costaricensis is the source of this 147-nucleotide messenger RNA. The record is from the annotation of a GenBank genome assembly. Lineage: Eukaryota; Metazoa; Nematoda; Chromadorea; Rhabditida; Metastrongylidae.
GCAUUCUUCUGUUGUGUAGAAAGCAAAUCCGAAAUCGCCGCUAUGCUUUCUCGUCCGGGAAAUGUUGUACCGACCACUCGUCCGGACGAGUUCUUUCUCGUCAGCAUCGCCGACGAAAGAACUGCCGCCUUUGCGACUGAAAAGUAG